This is a messenger RNA of Dinoponera quadriceps, 619 nucleotides long. Its product is annotated as cytochrome P450 4V2-like. NCBI's taxonomy places the organism in Eukaryota, Metazoa, Arthropoda, Insecta, Hymenoptera, Formicidae. Gene Ontology annotation, molecular function: iron ion binding; monooxygenase activity; heme binding. Bases 3 to 314 code for a protein of 103 amino acids. The record is from RefSeq and is a predicted model, not a curated record. The transcript has 2 exons.
UGAUGGACAAAUAUUAUCCUAUUAAUAAAAUUUGGGGGCUCCAUAUACCUAUCGUAUCUAUCCGUCAUCCAGAUGAUCUAGAGGUAAUAUUAAAUAAUACGAAGAAUAUAGAAAAAAGUAUCAUAUACAAAAUUUUGAUUCCUUGGCUAAAUACUGGACUUCUUACCAGUGGAGGUAAUGUAGCAAAAAUUAAUAUCAUAAAUAGACGCAUAUACGAGGUCUGCGCGGAAAAUAUCCAACUUAGUGCUGAAGAAAGAGUUAAAUUUUGUCCAAUAACGUGUUCCUUCCAGUGUACUUCUUUUUGGAAGCCAUAACUUUCUUCCAGAGAUCUUUCCACUUUUGGAAACACUCCUUAUGUUCAACAUUCGGACGUACGCUUCCAAUUAUUGAGUACUGUGUACUGGAGCAUAUAAUUCAUUAUACAUUUAUUACGAUGAAAAAAAAAGUAUCGUAUUGUAAUGUCGGAAAACAUAUAAUUUUACACACACACAGACUUAAAUAUUUUCUCAAGCUGAUAAAGCAGUAUCACUUAUUCAUUGUAAGCUCACGAGUUUACAAGUGAGAUCUAAUGUAAAAAUAUAUGUCUCCGGUCACAUACGAAUAGCAAUUAAACCGUGCC